This is a messenger RNA of Lacerta agilis (Sand lizard), 2098 nucleotides long. RefSeq names its product NAD(P)H quinone dehydrogenase 1 (gene NQO1). Gene Ontology annotation, cellular component: cytosol. Lineage: Eukaryota; Metazoa; Chordata; Lepidosauria; Squamata; Lacertidae. Gene Ontology annotation, molecular function: NAD(P)H dehydrogenase (quinone) activity. The transcript has 6 exons. The record is from RefSeq and is a predicted model, not a curated record. Bases 253 to 1074 code for a protein of 273 amino acids.
AUGGAGAGCUGCCAAAUUAAGGGAGAAGUGAAUGGGCUAUCGAUGGCUCCUGGUCAUGAGUUUCGCGAUACAGAGGCAGUCUCCCUCGGGGCGACGCCUUCCCCUCGGGGCACCAAGAGGCAACAUGUUGGCUCUGGCCGGAGUGUGGUUUCCCCGCCCCAGUGACUCAGCAAAUCCGCGCCGCCUCCUCCGCCUCUUAUAAGACCCGCGGCGCCGACGGCUUAGUUCAACCGCUGCCCGGCUUGCAUCGCCAUGGCUGCUCGGCAGGCGCUGAUCGUGCUGGCCCACCCGGAGCGGACAUCCUUCAACUAUGCCAUGAAGGAGGCGGCUGUCGAGGCGCUGCAGAAGUGUGGAUGGAAAGUGACCGUCUCGGAUCUCUACGCCAUGCGCUUCAACCCGGUCCUCUCCCGGGACGACAUCACCGGCAAGCCGAAGGACCCGCAGCACUUCAGCUACCCUGCCGAAACGGGGCUGGCAUGGAAAGAAGGCCGCCUGAGCAAGGACAUCGUAGAGGAGCAAAAAAAGCUGGAUGCUGCCGAUCUUGUCAUCUUCCAGUUCCCUCUCCAGUGGUUUGGUGUCCCGGCCAUCUUGAAAGGGUGGUAUGAACGUGUUCUAACUGGUGGAUUUGCCUACUCCUACACUGCCAUGUAUGACCAGGGGCCCUUCAAGAAAAAGAAGACUCUACUUUCCUUCACCACUGGUGGGAUGGGCUCCAUGUACACCCCUGAAGGCAUCAACGGGGACAUCAACAUCCUUCUUUGGCCAAUACAGAGUGGCACUCUCCAUUUCUGUGGUUUCCAAGUCUUGGCACCCCAGAUCGCUUUCAGUAUUGGCCAUACACCACCAGAGGCCCGCUCCCAAAUCCUGGAGAUGUGGAAGAAGAGGUUGGCCACUAUCUGGGAGGAGACGCCCCUCAACUUUGCCCCAAGCAACAGCUUUGAGUUGAGCUUUGCUGGGGGCUUUCUUCUGAAGAAAGAGGUCCAGGAACAGCAAGAAGAUAAAAAAUAUGGGCUGACAACUGGCCAGCAUCUGGGGAAGCCACUCCUGCCUGAUAAUCAAGUCAAAGCCCAGUAGAAAUAGCAAAUUCUUUUGGGAAAUUGGGAUAGAAAAAAGGCCUUCUGUAAUGAUAUCAGUAAGUUUCCUACUUUCACUUUCUCUGGGUUCAUAGGGUCCCCGUAGGGCAGACUUUCCCCAAACCGGUGCCCUUCUGCUGUGUUUGAUUCCAGUCCCAUCAGCCCAACAGGGAUGAUGGGAGUUGAAACCCAAACUACCUGUGAACACACCAGAUGGGAAAGCUGGUUGGGCACUCUACCAUUAAAACACUUCUUACCUUGUGUAUGUAAUGCAAGGCAUAUACUCCACAAUGGAGCCUGCAUUAUUACUAUUCUGCUCUUUGCAGCAUUAAGAUCCUAGCCUAUAAUCCACAGGUGGGCAGCCACCACAGCCUUUCACAUUCCUCUUUGCAGCCCCCACCUCAGCAAAGAGUACCACCAUACUGCCUUGAGCAACAGAAGAGUUGGCAGGAAGGUCCAACCCCAGAGCAAAGUACCGUACUUAGAGCUUGGGUCUUGCACUUCUCCAAGUGCAUAUGCCUGGAGAGCAUCAUAGGUUGUAUCCAAUGUUAGUGCUACUUGGAGCAGACCCAUUGAAAGUAAAAGGCAUCUUAGGCACACUAAUUUCAAUGCGUCUACACGGAGUAGAAUGUACAGUAGUUGGAUAGAACUGUAUGGAUCCACCUGGCUGCUUUUUGCCAGCUCUGCAGUUUCUUGUCAUAGUAGUCCCAAGGUAGUGGGGGUGGGUGGGUGGAGUACAUUGCAAGAGGCCUUUACUUCAUUAGCAACCACCAAUCCACAAUGGGUAAAACAAGCUACUUGGCAGUCAAUACCGGUACCACUUGCACCAGACUUGAGCUGCUGGAGGAGAGGUGCAGUGGCAACCUGUCUGAAGACAAAACAAGCCACAGAUGCAGCUGAAAAGAGGGCAGCUGGGAAGAGUGGUGAAGACAACUGGGCUCCCACCUUCUCCAGCUGGAAUCAGCCACAGCACAGAAAGGCAGGGGCAGAGUUGCCUGGCAAUAAAUGAUGCUCCAGUGGGUGGG